AUGGUCCUGGAGUGUGUGGACGGUGACUAUCCAGAUCCGGGGGUGACCCGCAUCGGCGGGUCCUACUACCUGGUGGCAACAGGCGGUGGUCAAGCAGGUGCCUUCCGCAUGCUCCGCUCUGCCGACCUCAUCCACUGGGAGCCGUGCGGCCAGGUGUUCUCCUCAGAGAGCCUACCUUGCUGGAGUGGCGGCGCACAUGGUGAGAAGUGCGACUACUGGGCACCAGAGAUGCACCAGCUUCCUGAUGGUCGCUCCGCGGUCUUCUUCAGUGCCCGAGAGCCCUCGCCCGGCAGAGCGUUGCACAUAGGCGUCGCAACGGCGGAUCAUCCGGAGGGCCCAUAUCACGAUUCUGGACAGCCAUUGGUGAGCGACCCUCAUUGGGCCAUCGAUGCGACCUACUUCUACGACAAGGGUACCGGCAAGCAGUACCUGCUCUGGAAGAUCGACUUCAAUGCCCACAGCGUGCCAUCCGUCAUCAAGAUGCGAGAGCUCAAUGCGGCUGGCGUGGCCCCGGCUGAGGGCUCAGAGGCCGUGGAGUUGAUCUGCAAUGACCUCCCCUGGGAAGGCAAGGUGGUGGAGGGGCCCUUCCUGAUCCAGCGUGGCCAGUACUACUACUUGUUCUACUCAGGCGAGUGCUAUGCGAACCACCGGUACUGCGUGGGCGUUGCACGGGCAGAGCAGGUCACUGGGCCUUAUGAGAAGGCCGCCGCCCCUGUCCUUGCGAGCGGACGCGGCUUUGCGGGUCCCGGUCACUGUGUCGUCGUCGCCGCGCCUGGGGGGGAUGUCAUGGUAUAUCAUGCCUGGCCUGCAGACAGCCCUGGUGGUCGCGGUGCGCGGGGCGCAAAGCGACAGGUGCUGGCGGAGCGGGUCAUCUGGGAGCGCACCAUCGUGAGUCCCACGUUGAAGCGGUUAUCGCCGAUGCCUACGAGGAGCAGCUUGAAGCAUUGGAUCUUCAGAACUUCACGCGUAACUCCCAAGAUCUUCACGCGGAACUCCUUGGCUGUGGGUUCCAGCAAAGCUCAGGACAAGCUUACCGACUGGGGUGCUUACCUGGGCUAUGCGGGCAAGCUGACACCUUCCAAGGACGAGGCGUAUGUCAUCCGACCCGGCCUACGGCCUGGGGGAACGGUUAGCUUGGAGGCCAAGCCUGGAUUUCGGGCCGUUGCCCGCCCUGGUCACUUCAUGAGGCCGGAAGGAGAGCAGUCCGAUCAGCAUGAGUCCUUGCCCUGGCGCUCCACGUUUUCGCAUCGGUGUGGCAAGCUGGAGCCGCUCGGCAUCUGGCUUAGGGCGUGGUCGAACAACGCGUCUUGUGGCCUCUGCUACAUGGACGGCUCCAGUGCGGAUGCCAGAGAUGUUGCGCCAGCAGCCAGCAGUCGUGAAGCUCAGGCGCCGGGCGAGUGUCGCAUCUUUGAAAUCAAUGUGAAGCAAAUCGAUGGCUCGAGCACGCCAGUCACCGUCCGCUCCGGCCUCAGUGGCUGGGCACUAAAGGAGCUGCUGGCCGAAAAGCUCGGUGUACCUGCAGAAAGGCAACGCUUGAUCUGUCGGGGUCGUGCCAUACAGGACGACGAUCCGCUGGAUGCACACGUGACCCAAAAUGGCCAAACUCUGCACAUGGUCCAGCGCCCACUUGACCCAAUCCGCUCCGACAGCGGAGCCAGCGGAGCUUCAAGCAGCAACGCCCCGGCCCCUCCGGGGCCGGGUUUCCCUUUCAACCUCCCGGUCUUCCAGAAUGGACCACCACCAUUCGGCCCGCCGCCGCCGCCGCACGCGAUCCAUGUCGUGGCUCCCAUGCCGCACCCAGAGAUGCCACAAGGAAUUGGGUCGUUCUUUGCCGGCCCACAUCCUGGCAUGGCCAUGCCACUGGCAAUGCCGGGUCCCAUUCCGCAGGUGGUGCCGCCGAUGCCGCAGCCGUCCUAUGUGCCACCGGUGCUGCAGCAGCCACCGCAGGGCUCAGAAACCACACCUCCAGCAGCACCAGCAGCACGGCCCCAACUGCCUCAGACCCCGCAGCUGGGCCCACAGGGCCAGCCCCACAGCCAGCCGCAGGCCCCCGCAGGUCCUGAAGUGGCCGGCCUGGCAAGCAUGAGCGGACCGGUGAUGUUCGCACCCCCUGGCGCCGUGCGGGCCAUGCCGGUUCCGGUCAAGAGCCCGCCCAUCUUUCAGAUGCCAGGAGCUCCUGUUCACAAAGCGCCAGCACCCUUCCCCUACUAUGCCCCGCCCUUCGGCGUCGCGACGGCCGGACAAUUCAUGCCUGCCCACGCCGUGCCGAUGCCACCGCCGACGCCCGCGAUGCCCCCGUUUGCUCACUUCGCGCCUGUUCAGUCCUCGAUGCAAUUCUGGGUGCAGCAGGGAUUGGGCCACCUCGCUGCGGCCGAUCCCUUCCAAGGUCUGAUGCCCCAUCUCAUGGGACCGGGUGCCCCGGAGAUGGAGGAGAACGGCCUGGAGGGCCGCGGACCGCAGCCUCCUAUCCCUCCUUCACCGCGGGAGCGCGAGCCGCCCUCUCAUCUGCCCUGGCGCGAGAUCUGCCGUUUGCACUUGCACCUGUCGCGAGCCCUGGGCCGUCCCAGCAUGCCGCAGCUGACGCCACCGCCCCCCAGCAGCUUUUCGAAUGAGUUGAGCUACUACCUGUCCCUUCUUCAUUCAAGUACCAGCCAGCUGGGCGUGGCGAUCAGCGACAUCCAAAGGGCAAUGGCCGAAGACGGGCCUACGGCGAGGCAGCGAGCGAACUUCACCGACACCCUCUCCUCAGCGAGUCGCACGUUCCGCUCACUCCACCGCGCGCUGCGCAACGCCCCGCCAGAUGGCGAUUCGGCGCCAGAGUCCACAACCCUCCCGGACGAGGAGGGAGAGGAAGAGGAGCUGCCCAUGGCGCUCGAUGAGGAAUUACGUGACGCGGACUACGAAACAAGCGGCCGAAGCUUGUUCUCCGACGCAGACUCCGACGCAGCACGCCCUCGGCCACAGGCCGACCGACGCCAGGGAAGAAGGCGCGAGCCCUGGAACCUCGAUGAGCUUGAGAAAGAUGAUGAGGACGCCGGGGCUUUUGCCAACGCGUUCGACCGGGAGUUCCCCACGCUGUCCGACGUUCAUGCGGUGAACCUCUUGUGUUACGCCUACCACAGGGUCGUUCGGGCGACAGGCUUUGAUAGCAGCCCGCACAAUCCUCACGACUAUCCAUCCCACCUUCUUCACGGCUACAUCUUGGCCGUGCUGAACGACAUGGGCCAGAAUCUCGAUGGCAACAAUGCCUUUAGAUCAAUGCCAGAUGCGGCAAUCAGAUACCCGCACCUGCGAUGGCUCAUGGAUCUCUUACAUUAG
This is a messenger RNA of Symbiodinium natans, 3318 nucleotides long. Lineage: Eukaryota; Dinophyceae; Suessiales; Symbiodiniaceae. The record is from the annotation of a GenBank genome assembly.